Molecule: messenger RNA, 2761 nt
Organism: Solea senegalensis (Senegalese sole)
Lineage: Eukaryota; Metazoa; Chordata; Actinopteri; Pleuronectiformes; Soleidae
Gene: crx
Product: cone-rod homeobox
Exons: 3
Coding region: 348-1247 (299 amino acids)
Biological process (GO): regulation of transcription by RNA polymerase II; multicellular organism development
Cellular component (GO): nucleus
Molecular function (GO): DNA-binding transcription factor activity, RNA polymerase II-specific; RNA polymerase II cis-regulatory region sequence-specific DNA binding
Source: RefSeq, a predicted model, not a curated record
CAGUAAAGAAACUCAGUGGAGCGACUUCACUGAGGCGCAGAGGAAUCCUGGGGCCACUUCACCUGUCUGAUGACUUAACUGUGCGUAACUUGACUCGGAGCCUCGGAUGCUCAGUGCGCGCUGCAGUGAAUCCCACUGCGAAACAGACGCAACAGUAAAAGCUGAAAUCGCAGGUUUUUUGUUUUGUUUUGUUUUUUUAAAAAGAGAGAAAAGUUUUGUGUUUGUCCCGCGUCUGGUUCUUACGCACCGACUUGUUGCCCCCAGUUGAGCAGUGAGGACGCGGCUCCUGCGUUGCGUGUCCGACCUACAAGUCAGUGAGCGACAGGACUUAAAAGCCUGCAGUCAGGAUGAUGUCCUACAUAAAGCAACCUCAUUACACCAUGAACGGGUUAAAUUUGCCUGGCCCCGGAAUGGACGUGCUUCACACGACGGUCGCUUACCCAUAUCUCACAGCUACACCCCGGAAGCAGCGCCGGGAACGCACCACCUUCACCCGGACGCAGCUGGACAUCCUGGAGGCCCUGUUCUCCAAGACCCGCUACCCGGACAUCUUCAUGAGGGAGGAGGUGGCCCUCAAGAUCAACCUGCCGGAGUCACGUGUGCAGGUCUGGUUUAAAAACCGCCGCGCCAAGUGCCGUCAGCAACAGCAGCAGAGCAGCGGUCAGUCGAAGCCCCGCCCUCCCAAAAAGAAGGCCUCUCCUGUGCAGGAGCCCAGUGGCGUCCCCGACCCUGUCCCUAUUCCAUCAAGCUCCUACAGCCCGUCCCCAGUGCAGUCGGGCCCCAGCCUGGCGCCAAGCUCCAGCACUGGAAACACCGCCGUGUCCAUCUGGAGCCCGGCAAUUUCGCCACUCCCCGACCCCCUGGCCUCGUCCUCGGCCCCCUGCAUGCAGCGGCCAUCUCCUUACCCCAUGAGCUACGGGCAGCCGUCGGCUUACACUCAAGGCUACGCCAGUACCACCUCCUACUUCACCGGCUUGGAUUGCAGUGCCUACCUGUCCCCCAUGCACUCGCAGCUGUCGGGCACCGGGGGCGCUCUCAGCCCCAUCACCGUGCCCUCGAUGGGGGGCUCGCUAAGUCAGUCCCCAGCCUCGCUGUCCUCUCAGGGCUACAGCACGGCCUCCUCCCUGGGCUUCACCUCCGUUGACUGCCUGGACUACAAGGACCAGCAGGCCUGGAAACUGGGCUUCACCACAAUGGACUGCCUGGACCACAAAGACCAAAACUCCUGGAAGUUCCAGGUGCUGUAAGACAGAAAGUGUGAGUCAGGGAGUCCAUGUGAGAUAGAGUGUGAGGCAGUUCUGCCAGAAGACUUGGUACCAUCAACUCUCAGUUUCUUCUUUGUAAAGAUCUUGUCUUGUUUUCUAAAGUUGACCCGUGUUAGUCGUGCUUUUUGUCUGAGAGACUUUGGUUAUUGGACGUCAGCGAGUAACUGUCUGUCCCUGCUGCAGCCUGACUGUAAAUCACAUGUUCUCUUCAAAUCUUCAUGCUUCAUUUACGUUUAAUUAGAGCAGAGUCCUUUAAAGAGCUGAAGUCGUAUGUUUGAAAACACACUGAGACUCGGCACAAACACCACAAUUCUUCAUUUUCCUUUAAACUUACAUGACCACAUAGUGAGAGGAGAGCACGCUUAAGUGGGACUGCAAUGAUUUAAUAAUUGAUCAUUAAUUGAGUUUGAAGUUAAUGGCCAAUUUUGAGGGUUUUUAGUAGAAUUCAAUAGAGUAAAAACCAUUUUAAAUGUGAAUAUUUUUGGUUUCUUUUGCUCCUCCAUGACAGUAAACUGAAUAUCUUUGGUUUGUAGAUGAAAUAACAUUUGGGGACGUCAUCUUUUUGACUUUUGUGAAACACAUUUUACACCUUUGUCUGUAUUUUUAACAUGAAACAUGAGACGACUGGAUUCAUUGAACUUAUAACCAGCAGUUUUAUUUGCUUUUAUCAGUCGCAGCCCCGCUCUUAUGUCACGUCCUCUUUUGGGGAUAAUUUAUUUGAAGUUAUUUAUUGUCAUUACUAUUAAUAUUAUUCUGUACUUAAACAAGUUAUUGGUUUUGUGUUUGGACCCUUUUUGAGUAUCUGUGUUGCAUUAUUGCAGUCUCUGCCCUUCAUAGUUCUAUCUUUCUGAUCUUGUUCCUCAAAUAAUUAGAUCUUCUGUUGUAGCUGUGUGACAUAUUAAAGCAGUUUUAUUCUUAACAUUUCUGUGUAGUUAAUAAUCAUUGAGUUAUUGUUGCUUGUCCCCCCCCCCUUGUAAAAGGAUUCUCAUGCUUGUAAUAGAUUGAUCCUGAGUGUGAGGUCAGUCUGGAGAGUGUGGAUGUUCCAGCAGCCAUGUUGUCAGGUCUGGACCUGUCAUGUUUGUCAUAUGGCUCUCACUGGUCCAUCUUGGUUAUUUUAGCUUAUCUGUUUCUGGGAGUGACCCAAUCCUCUUAGCCUCCCCUUCAGCAAUGCCCUAAGUGAAUUAGUUGGGAUUAUUGCCCUCUCUCCCUCUGUCUCUCACCCACCUCAGCCUCCUCCUCCUCCUCCUCCUCUUCCUCCCUGCCUGACUGCCUACCUUUUCCUGGCUCUCUCAUCACUUUUUUUUUAUCCCUCCAUCUUUUCUAUCUUUGCUUCAUUUGUCCCCCCUCGCGUGUCUCUUCAGUGUCUCUCGUCUCUUCCUCUUCCUGUUCCAUCUCCUCAGGGUUUCUCAGCAUUUUUGCAUCACUUCAUUUGUAUCCAUGUUCCAUGUAAGUCAGUGCCACUGAUGAUGAUCAUUAAAGACUUUUUUUUUUCCACA